GCAUUUCAUCAGAGAAUUCAUUGCAUUUAAUUUCGAUGAUAAGAAUGGAUUGGUUCCACUGCAAUCAGUGCUUCCGAAAAGAUGGCACCCAUUUCUUUGUAACCAGCUGUGGCCAUAUUUUCUGUAAAAAAUGUGUGACUAAAGAAAAAUGUGCUGUAUGUGGAGCGGCCUGCAAGCAUCUGGCUCUCUCUGAUAAUCUAAAACCUCAGGAGAAGAUGUUCUUUAAAAGCCCCAUGGAGACAGCUCUGAAGUAUUUUAGUCACAUCUCUCAGCAGGUUUGGAGUUUCCAGAAGAAACAGACAGAUUUGCUUAUCACCUUUUAUAAACACAGACUUUCUAAGUCAGAAGCUGCCAUGCAGGAGGCCCAAAGAACAGUGGCCAGUCAGGACAAGGAGCUAGUAGUCCUAAGGAAAGAAAAUGGGGAGCUGAAGAAGUUCCUGGCCAUCCUGAAGGAAUCUCCUAGCAGAUGCCAAGGAAGCAGGUCUACCACACCCCGGCCAGUAGGCAUCACUUCCCCAUCACAAUCAGUUACUCCACGACCUACUUCUCAGCACAGCAACCAGGUGGUCAGUCGAUCUUCCUCCUUGGAAUCUAUUCCAUACAGAGUGUCUGGUUUUAGUAGCUUUGCUCAGCAGGGGAACAGAGGCCUGCAGGGAAGAAAUACUCCCAGGGAAUCUCAUACUGAUACUCCUUCACCAGCUUCUACUAAUAGCCUAUCUUAUCGGGCUCUCUCUGCUUCCUCAGGACCAGGGAUUUUCUCUGUCAGACCACAUCUAGAUGGUAUUGAUGGGAAUACUGGUCUCACACCUAGCCGUUCAAGCCAGAGUGGUGGUAGAUCAGCACCAGAGACUCCUGUUGCUCCCCAGCUACCAGGCCUACAGCUCCAGGUCACCCCCCAGGCACCUCAAUUACAUCAAACUAGGUAA
Dromiciops gliroides (monito del monte) is the source of this 926-nucleotide messenger RNA. RefSeq names its product ring finger protein 212B (gene RNF212B). Gene Ontology annotation, molecular function: SUMO transferase activity. Gene Ontology annotation, biological process: reciprocal meiotic recombination; homologous chromosome pairing at meiosis; protein sumoylation. The transcript is spliced from 15 exons. The record is from RefSeq and is a predicted model, not a curated record. Gene Ontology annotation, cellular component: synaptonemal complex. The coding region runs from base 36 to 926 and encodes 296 amino acids. Lineage: Eukaryota; Metazoa; Chordata; Mammalia; Microbiotheria; Microbiotheriidae.